Poecilia reticulata (guppy) is the source of this 4234-nucleotide messenger RNA. Lineage: Eukaryota; Metazoa; Chordata; Actinopteri; Cyprinodontiformes; Poeciliidae. The record is from RefSeq and is a predicted model, not a curated record.
AUGCAUAUUUACACAAAGGUGUCUCGUCUGUUUGUCAGUGCCGAGUACUCCAGCUGCGGAGAGUACGAGUUCUUCAACCAGACCAGCAACAGCUGCCAGGCCUGUCCUCAGUGCCAGCCAGGGCAAGAACCGCAUAUGAACUGUGGUUACGGUAUGAAGGAUGAGGACUUUGCCUGCAUACCGUGUGCACAAGGGAAAUACUCCAAAGGAAAGUACGAGAUCUGCAGGCGCCACAAGGACUGCGACGCUCUCUACAAAGCCACUGUCCGUGUAGCAGGAACUGCUGAAAGUGACGCUGAGUGUGGACCAUGUUUACCAGGGUAUUAUAUGUUGGACAACAAACCCAGGAACGCUUAUGGGAUGGUCUGCCAUUCCUGCCAAAAUGCCCCGAGCAACACAAAAGAAUGCAUGCAAAUCAGCAAACCCAAAGAAAAAACACCAAUUAACCCUGGGAGCACUACAGUCUUCCCUCACCGAAUUAAAGAAUCACCUGGACAGGGUCAUUUAGCCACAGCGCUUAUUAUCGCCAUGUCAACCAUUUUCAUCAUGGCUAUCGCCAUCGUUCUCAUCAUCAUGUUUUAUAUCCUGAAGGCCAAGCCGGGUGGCCAUGCAUGUUGCUCUGGCCAGGUUGUGAAAGCUGUGGAGGCUCAAACCAUCAAACAGGAUGACAAGAAAGAUGUCCCUGCCAACCCCAACUUGUGCCUCGUGGACCUGGGCAACAAACCCGACCUCUCUCUGCUCUCUUUGGGACUCCUGGACCGCGGCCGCACAUCCAAUGGUGCCCCCAUAGUUGCAGCCAGCCACACCAUUAACAUCCAGAGUCCCAACCACAUCAACAGUGUCAACCACAUUGCCUCCAGCAACCACAUCAGCAGCAUGAACGGGAUCAACAACAAUAAAACCCCAGGGAUGCUACAGAGUCGAAGGAAAAAAAUACUAGAGCUGUAUGCUAGGACCUGCAAUGUUACCGAAGGCCUAAGCCCUACAGAGCUUCCCUUCGACUGCCUGGAGAAGGCCAGCCGCAUGCUGAGUUCCUCCUACAGCAGCGAGGCGGCUGUUGUGAAGACAUGGAGGCACCUGGCAGAGAGUUUCGGCCUGAAGCGUGAUGAGAUCGGCGGCAUGAGCGACGGCCUACAGCUCUUUGAGAGAGUGAGCACGGCCGGCUACAGCAUCCCUGACCUCCUCACUCGGCUGGUGCAGAUCGAGAGGCUGGACGCUGUAGAGUCACUGUGUGUGGAUGUGCUGGGAACCAGCGAGGUGGUGGCAGUGGCUGGACGACAGAGUAUCAACAGCUUCCACAGCCAGCUGGUGUGUCCGUCCCAGUGCACCUCUCCCUCCCAGCGCUGUGCCAGUGUCUGAAUAUUCAGGAGGUCUUUAAGUACACAUUUAUGCAGGGACAGCGUUUGCUCUGACAAGUAGGACAUUAUGUGUACAAAAUUACCCCAUCACAUGAAGAAUGCCAGUGGGCGUCUUGUCCACAUUUGUUUAUAUUUUAAGAAGCUAAACUCCAAAUACCAAAAAAAAAAAAAAAGAAAAAAAACGAUUGCUUUUCUGUGUUUUUGCUGCAAAGUGUGAGAGGGAAAAAAAGAUGUAUUUUUUUUUAGAAAACAAGUUGCUAAAUCUCCAAUUUCACUUUGGUUCUGCUCUGCAAUAAUGUAAUCAUCUAAUUUGCUUUCUGAUUUUUAAUCAUCAUGUUGUGUUCCACAAAAUAAUUGCAUUGCAUGAUACUCAAAUACCCAGAAAUCCUUUGCGCUGGACGCAACGUGACAUUUCCAUUUUUAAAAGUUAAGGAAUGAAAUUAAUUUUUUAUACAGGUGCAUCUCUCUAAAUUAGUAUAUCAACAAAAAGUUAAUUUAUUUCAGUAAGUAACUUCAAAGAAGUAAAUACAGUGUAAACCUGUACGCUGUAAAAAUUAAUGUCACUCAAAGAAAUUUGUUCAAAGCAUUAAAUUUAGGAGGUUUUAAUAAAAAAUGAUCAGUCUUUUGAAAGUGUAUCCAUGGUAUAUGUAGUCAGUACUAGGUCAGGGCUCCUUUUGCUUGAAUUUCUGAUUCAAUGCAGCAGAACAUAGAGGUGUUAAUACUCUUGAAGAACAACAGUCUGUUUCUUUUGCAAUGACUGAUCAUCAUAUUUCAACUGUGUCUUAGGAUUUCAAGGGCUUUAAACCAUAAUAAUCAAAAUUGACACAAACUUGAAAUAUAUCUCCAAUAAAUCUAUAAGGUACAUGGGUUUUAUUUUGCUAAAAUGCAUUAACUUUUUGAUGAUUUACAAGUUUAAGAUGCACCUACUGUUUUUUUUCUUUACCCCUGGUUCUCCACCAGCCACCAAUGUCUUUUUCUGAGGGUUUUUCGUUAAAGGACAUCGCAAUAAUAAUAUUGAUAUUUGGAACUGACCAUAGGUGUCCUUUGCUAAAAGCUUUUGAAUUUGUGCACAGACCUCGUGCUUCAUCCAGCAAUUCAUGAAGCUAGAUGCUUUUGUCCAUAAAGAAAGCGACCCAGUUUGACCGCAGCCUUAGUUCCAAUUCUUAACUGCUCCAUUGAUCAUACUGUCAUCACACAAAGAGAGCAGCAAACAUGGCUUUCCUUCUUCCCAUCACUGGGACCAGAUGGAAAUGCUAAAACAUCACUCAGCUCAGCUUUUGCUUGAUACAUUUGCUUUGGGCAUCUGUUGACGCCAAGGUGUCUGUUGCUGAAUUUUACUUGCAACAAAAACCCAAAAAGAAAAAGCAAAAGCAGAAACCACCAACAGUGCAAUUAGAUAUUUUCAGCUUUAAGACCUUGCAAGGACUUUGGGAUGAUGUUUACGUUAAAGCAAUUGUGGAUUUAUCCACUGAUUAACAUAMAAUACGUCUGGUAAGCGUGGAGGCGCUGAUGACACGCAGAUGUAGCGGAUGGAAAAGUUCAACCGACCUCCUCAUAACAAAGGAAAGAAAACCUCAAAACACACGGACACAUUUUUAGGUGGAGAGUUUAACGUUUUAAGUGUCCUGGAUGAACACAGCAUUCUGCCUGGGACCACAUGUCUACAAUCCUAACGCACAUUCACACACUCUCCUACUACACCUACUUCCUGCACAGUGACCCUGGCUGUGACCCUCUCCCCCUCACUCCCCCUAACUGCCUGUUAGUCUACUUAUAGCCCAAUUUUGCGGUCUAGCAUUGCCGCCAUCCCUAAUUAUUUGGCGUGUGGCUCACCAUGCCCCUAAUAACCUGAUGUGUUGUGGUUUACAGAGCGGGUGCAAAGUGCCUGUGACUUCCAGCACCUAAUUAAACAUUUAGGGCCACUUAACUGUUAAACACCCAAGAGAGCAGCUAUAAAAUUCCUGCAAAGCAAUGCCAGGACAGCUGAGUGGCCUCACUGGCCCCAGGGUUGCUGCGUUCAGAGGUAGAAGUAGCGUUACAUUUGUCCAUGCCUGUCUCCUCUCAUUCGGCUUUAGUGUCUGGCCCAGUCAUGCUCAGACAGGAUUUUAGCUCCCCUCUAUUGGUCCCCUAUGGGACCAAUAGACUAAACAAGAACAAUAUGCAAUUGUGUGAAUUCUGAGAAGCAGCUGAAGCUGGUUAGGUGUUGUAUGAACGUUCCAGGAACUGCUUCUGAUAAGCAUCAGACCAGACGUUAGUGCUCGUUCUAAAACUUACCAGCCCGCCAUUAAGAAAGCUGCCAAUCAUGAAUACUAAUUUAUUCAGCAGUUUUGUGUCAAAAACCAAGCAAACUGUUCCAAAGUCCAGGCAGUGCCAAAAGUUGCUUUGAUCUCAGUUUGUUGAAAUGGAAGUGAUCUUAAUCUGAUCCAUGUUGUUGCCUGCAUAAUGUCCCUUUUACUGCUCUGCACAGAGGUUUUCUUUUUCUGCAUCUGUAUCUUCCAUUACAAUCUGGGGCUGGACUCCUGUACGUAUUGCUGCACAUGGACAUCGACUACAUAGGUUUUUGUCUCUGAUCUAAAGCUCCAGUUGAAAUAUUCUGCUCCAUCAGGACAGCAUUUUGGUUUUAUCUCUUAAUGUUUUGCACAUAUUUGUGAAAAACAUUGCCUGCUAGAGCUUAUUCUCAUAAAUUUUGCCUGACAUAUUUUAUGCUGAUAUAUUAUACAGAAGCCAUUCCUGAAUAUCUUACCUCAGUAGCACUUAAAGCAUARUACAAUGUGUAGAAACACACAAAAUUGUCACAGAACCAAAUUGUAACUGUGUAUAUAUAAGUUAUUAUUGUAUAUAAAGUAUACCUUAUUAAAGAUGUAUGGUGGAAUGUG